CUCCAACUCUUCAUUCAUCCACUUCAACAUAAUGUCUUCUCCUUCUUACUUUUCUAUCUUUGGCGUUUUCGCCAUUGCCUUCCUCUUCUUCUCCUCUCCUGUUCUCUCCAAAGAUGAAGAAGACAACCUUCUCCAAGGCCUAAACAGCUACCGACAAGCACAGAACCUCCCACCGCUCGCAAAGAACGCAAAAGCCGAUUGUAUUGCUGAGGAGAUCGCGGAUGACAACAAAGACCAACCCUGCGCUGUCACCACCGCCAAAUCAAACGUGGUGCCAAGCCGCCCGUCGCAGAUCACGAAGUUUAUGGAUUACGCCGAGAAAUGCAAGGUGGACAUCAACACCACCACGGACGCCAUCGUGAUGCCAGUAUGCGUGCCAAAGCUGGUCCAGACUCUGCUUCUCGCGAACUACACGCACUCGCAGUACGCUAAGUAUUUGAACGAUUCGAGGUUCGUCGGCGCCGGUGUCGGCUCGGAGGACGACUGGAUGGUGGUGGUUCUGACGACCGGAGCAUCCGGCGGGAGCUUUGAAGGAUCGGGAACGGAGUCGUUGAUGGCUUCGGUUUGGGGAUGCGUGGCAUUGGCUCUGUUAGGGCUUAUGAUCGGGAAUUUUGUGAGAUUGUAG
Molecule: messenger RNA, 625 nt
Organism: Cucurbita pepo subsp. pepo (vegetable marrow)
Lineage: Eukaryota; Viridiplantae; Streptophyta; Magnoliopsida; Cucurbitales; Cucurbitaceae
Source: RefSeq, a predicted model, not a curated record